UAUAAACUGACUUUUUCUUUUGCGAACCAAAACAUCUUCAAAGAGUUGUGAGUUAAAAACGGUUCCUAAAUUAAAACACUCUUCCCACGUCUUGUCCAUUCUAGUCAUGGGACUGCAGGUCACUUGACAGCACGUCCAACCGAACUCAACGUCUUCCAUUAGGAGAGACAUGACAUGAUUUAAUAAACCUGCCCUCUUCUACCUCAGCUCAAACCACAUGUCUUGACUUCAGUUUGUAUAAGAAAACAUGAAAAACGUGAACACAGAAGGGCCCAAUCUGUAGAGAUUUAUAACUAACCUAGACAAAGCCUCUAUUGAUAAUAUGAAUGGGGCUUUUCUCUGCAGGACGGUGAGCCUGGGCAGCGCAGCUCCGUCAAACCACAGCCGUCACCGGGCAGCUAACAGCCUAAUUGAAUCAUAAGAGUUUGGGUGUGGAGAUUCCUGGGGUUAAUUAACAGAAUAUCAAGAGAGACCAGAAAAUAUUUCCCUUCAGAUUUCUGUAGCUCGACUGGCUGACUUUACAGACUUUGGCGGGACUGUUGUGCUUGAAGUCGAAGGCAGCUGGUUUGUUCGAGAGAACAGCAAGGAAGACACGAAGUUUAGAGCUGAGGAGUCGAGCUGUGAGAACAGUUUUCUUCCUGUGAGACGCAAACAGUCAGUAAUGUCGAAGCUGGUUUGCUUUCUGCCUCUGCUUUGUUUACUUCCAGCUGUGGUUCCCCUCUUCUGUUACACGUGUGUGUUUCCUGCCAUCUCACCUCUGGACUGUAUCAGGUUCCCUCUGAAGUGUCCACCCGGGCAGGUGUGUCUGUCCAGCAGAGCUGUGGGCGAGAAAGGAGACUUUCGUGUGGUGUUGUAUGAGAAGAGCUGCAUCUUGCCCGCCUUGUGUGGAAUCACGGGUGAAAAGUACACCAUGGGACUCAACUUCACCUUCACCAACGAGUGCUGCAACACACACCUGUGCAACGCUGCAGCAGCACACGGCGCCCCCUACUGGACUGGCACAUUACUCACACUACUUAUAUCAUCCUCAGUUUGCUGAAUAGAGAAAUAUGAAAGCAGUGUGCAAAGGGUUUGACACUCAUCAAUGGCCUGACAUCGUACUCAACUUCCUCUUAGCAAAUGUGCAUUAACCUGUGCUUUGUUGUGACCUGAGAUGAAAAAAAAAGAAAAAAAAGGAUUUUUUCUUUCUUCUUAAUGCUAACUUGCAGAGCUGUUUUUGAAGGGGAGAGCAAGGAUGAGUGUUUUAAUUAUGUUCCCACGAUUUAGUUGGAACUAUUCAAACUAUUUCCAAUUUGUCUCGGAGGGCUUUACAACUCGUUUGGAAAUAUGCACACAAAAAGGAAGAAAAAAAAGAAAACUCCAACAAGAAGGUGCACAUACAGAGCAGGUAUAGCAGAAUUCAUUUUAAACCAGCAGAAUUAGAGUAAAAUGUGAGUUUGAUGAAUGAAACCAAAUGCUGGUUUACCUCAUACAUGUGACCAAAGUAAACACAACAUAACUUCUGACUAUAUAAGUUGCAUACAUGCCUCUUUGUUGUCAAUUAUAUUUACCUGUUGACAGAAUUGUUUAAGAAAUAGUGUUUGGACCUAAUGUUUGAGCAUAUGAAAUUUUUUUGGUAUAUUUUGUACUCUUAUGCUUGUGUUAAAAGUC
Scatophagus argus is the source of this 1650-nucleotide messenger RNA. Its product is annotated as protein Bouncer-like. The coding region runs from base 662 to 1039 and encodes 125 amino acids. The record is from RefSeq and is a predicted model, not a curated record. NCBI's taxonomy places the organism in Eukaryota, Metazoa, Chordata, Actinopteri, Scatophagidae. The transcript is spliced from 3 exons.